CCAGAAUCUCACUAGAGAAAACUGGAAUAAUAAACUAUUGUAGGCAUAUCGUUUCUGAAAACGACGAAUCUCAGGGAAAGCUGUUUGUUGUGACGACACGCUGAGCGAUCAGUUAAAGGUUAAUGCGAGAGGAGGUUCGCAGAGAGUUUGUGAUGGUGGUGGUGGCGAUGUUAUGACGUUGGUAGUCACCGUGUUCAGUGUGUUGCUUCUCACCUUUUUCAAUACCGUACCACUUCAUUCACAAACUGUCACCCAAUCCCAGUGUGAGUGUAUUAAUACACCGUCGAACAUCGUUCAAUCAUGUCUUCCGUACGAUUCACGCUUUCAAGCCGCCACUCUCGAAGAGGCAUUGCACAAUUUUCCGGAUCUAACAAUGGAUCAGGACGACGACGAAUAUCUGAAUACAUUAGAGAGCGAAGCAACCUGUGAAACUCAAGAAUGCCUGGAUUGUCAAAUGGACAUGCGUCACAAACUAGAGCAGGUUGGACUGAUGUCAAUUUCUACAAACGAGACAGUCGUUUCAAAACGUACUAGCAUGUGCAAGAAGUACCGAUUCACUAGAAAGGACAGAGGAGUCUAUGAGAAGAGCUCAAUGGAAAGUGACGAUAGCGACAGUAGUUCUUCUGAAGAAGACGAAGGCAUAGAAGAAAAGAAGGAAAAGAAAGGCGAUUGGGAUCGUUAUAAACGCCAACACCAACGCUACAAAAGGCAAACACUCUCAGUAAACGAUUCCUCACGUUCUGUAAUAGGCGUAUUCAUGCAUGCUUAUGUGGAUGCGUUCUUGCUUAUGCGGAUUGUAUUUUACGAGUCAGUUCGGUCAAAAGCCUGCAACCAAGUGACUGGGAAGAAUAUGGGAGGCGGUUAG
Messenger RNA from Angiostrongylus costaricensis, 865 nucleotides. The record is from the annotation of a GenBank genome assembly. Lineage: Eukaryota; Metazoa; Nematoda; Chromadorea; Rhabditida; Metastrongylidae.